AUGGUCUCCAGCGAGGUUAUGACUCUCCAUGUGAAGAUGGCUUCAACCUUCAGUGACAAUCAAUGUGGCAGUGGCAAUCUUAAUUAUCGUGGACACUGGCAGCGUGGCAGUGGUCAAAACCAAGGUCGUGGCAGUCCUCACCGAGGCCAUCAGGGCUCCGGGCCCUCAGGCUAUUUGGUGUUUCAGAAUGAUUUGGGUGUUGACUCUUUGUCAAAUUCGCACACUUGGUUUCCAAACACUGGAGUCACAAAUCAUGUGACUCCAGACAUAGCUACCCUUUCUACCUCAGAGGAGUACACUAAUAAUGAGACUUUACGUAUCGGUGAUGGUAUGUGCAUGUCUAUUAGUCGUGUUGGUCAUGAUAUUUUUGAUACCCUUUCUAGGUCCUUUAAGAUGUCUAAUAUUCUGCAUGUCCCUGGCUUGUCUGCUUCUUUACUUUCUGUUCAGUGUUUUGCUUCUGAUAAUCAAGUAUUCUUUAAGUUUCACCCUUCUUUCUUUGUUGUGAAGGAUAUUGCCACCAAGGCGGUGCUAUUUCAGGGCAAUAGCUCUGGUGGGCUCUACUCCUUGCCAGUGUCUCAUCAUACUCCGUCUCUGUUCCUGUCAGCACAAGCCUCUGCUUCAGUCAGGCACAAUCAUCUUGGUCAUCCACAUCAGCGUGUUCUUAGCCGUGUCAUGCAGUCUUGUUCGGUUAGUGGGUCUAGUAAGUCUCUUAGUGAUACUUCGUUGUGUUCUGGAUGCUACCUGGAAAGAUAG
Messenger RNA from Ipomoea nil (Japanese morning glory), 753 nucleotides. RefSeq lists its product as uncharacterized. NCBI's taxonomy places the organism in Eukaryota, Viridiplantae, Streptophyta, Magnoliopsida, Solanales, Convolvulaceae. The record is from RefSeq and is a predicted model, not a curated record. The transcript has 2 exons. Bases 1 to 753 code for a protein of 250 amino acids.